AACCGAAAGUGGCAACACGUGUACUCAAAUGGUAGGUUUAGACUACGAGAAAUUAAUUUUGACCAAGUAUAUAGGGAAUAUAUAGGGAGCUGCUGUCAAAUCUUCGACAAGCAGGUUUUUAUUUUGAAAAGUUCUACCACGGUCCAUAUCGAUUGUCUUACGCCUGACGCAGUUGCCCAGUGGGGUUACGGCAUUGCGUCACUACAAUGUCUUCGGGGCUCCUCAAAUAUGAUAUCAGGGACUUUUUACGCGUUGUUAGCGGGCUUUCUGGGUGCCGCUGCAUCUCUGUCUGCCAAGCUGUCGCUCGGUGCAGACUACCUGAGAGACAUGUGUGAGUCCGGGUUCAGCGGCUGGACUCCAACACACAGUCCGAGUGCAACCUGUGACUGGCUCCACCUCCCCCUGCGGCUGCUCUGUGGAGGCCUGCUGUUCACAUGUAAUGCUGUCAUGUGGACCUUCUUCUCCAAGGCUCUCCGACACUGCUCUUCUUCAGCCAGGGCCACUGUCACUACCACUGCAUCCAACUUCAUCUCCUCAGCCAUCCUGGGGAGAGUGAUUUUCGGCGAGGCCCACGCAGCUCUGUGGUGGAUGGGCAUCUCUCUCACUCUGUGUGGACUGCUCGUACUUCACGGAUCCUUACCUCAGACGUUUCCACAGGAGGACGGCACAAAGGACAAGUGAUGCAGGCUCAUCACGAGAGGGCAGCGGCUGUUCUUAAGUCACAGUCAUGACAACCUGUGGCAACACUCCUGUGGAGCAACAUGUCUUAUGUGAAGUGCAGUUAAAACUGCAGACUGCUUUGCACAGUGCUCAUGGUGGAUUCAGCACCAUCAGUCCCAGGGACCAAUCCAGGCUUCUCUAUGAACGUGCACUGAUUUAUCUUUAUUUUGUCCUCACUGAGAGAGUGUUGGUAGCAUCGAAAUCCCACUUGGUCGUUCUCAAUAACAGCAAAAUCUUGCCCUGACUCAACCCAAGCAUGUAGAAGAACUCAAAGAAAUCAAAUCAUAUAAAUGAGAUAAAUAACAAUAUAAAUCAUCAUGUUAGAAUGUGAAACUUAUUUUUGUACAAUAAAGUUUUCGACGCUA
Acanthopagrus latus (yellowfin seabream) is the source of this 1085-nucleotide messenger RNA. RefSeq names its product transmembrane protein 42a (gene tmem42a). The record is from RefSeq and is a predicted model, not a curated record. The transcript is spliced from 3 exons. Bases 229 to 681 code for a protein of 150 amino acids. NCBI's taxonomy places the organism in Eukaryota, Metazoa, Chordata, Actinopteri, Spariformes, Sparidae.